AUGCCUCCAAAACGCGCCCAAAUUCAAUCAAAUUCAGAGGAGGGUAAACUUGCCCUCGCUGUCAACGCUAUUCGCAAUAAACAAAUUCCCUCUAUACGUCAAGCUGCCCGUGUUUACGAGGUCGACAAGUCUAUGAUUCGUAAUCGACUACGUGGAGUCAAACCUCGGAGUGAAUACGUCCAAAAAGUUGCAAAUUAA
This is a messenger RNA of Penicillium chermesinum, 198 nucleotides long. RefSeq lists its product as uncharacterized. Gene Ontology annotation, molecular function: DNA binding. The transcript is spliced from 2 exons. The record is from RefSeq and is a predicted model, not a curated record. Bases 1 to 198 code for a protein of 65 amino acids. NCBI's taxonomy places the organism in Eukaryota, Fungi, Ascomycota, Eurotiomycetes, Eurotiales, Aspergillaceae.